GCGCCAUCGGCCGGGGACUGGGCUCCGCCGGGGUCGGUGAAGGAUCCCAAGAUGGCUGGGCGCAAGCUUGCUCUAAAAGCUAUUGAUUGGGUAGCUUUUGGGGAAAUCAUACCCCGAAACCAAAAGGCUCUUGCCAACUCCCUGAAGUCCUGGAAUGAGACCCUCAGCACCAGGUUGGCUGUCCUGCCUGAGAACCCACCAGCAAUUGACUGGGCUUACUACAAGGCCAAAGUGGCUAAGGCAGGCUUGGUGGAUGAUUUUGAAAAGAAGUAUAAUGCCCUGAAGGUUCCUGUGCCCGAGGAUAAAUACUCUGCCCAGGUGGAUGCUGAAGAAAAGGAAGAUAUGAAGCACUGUGCUGAGUUUGUGUCUCAGUCAAAGAUCAGGAUCCAGGAACUGGAGGCCCAGCUGGAGAAAAUGAAGAACAUAGUUCCCUUUGAUCAGAUGACCAUCGAGGAUUUGAAUGAAGCCUUUUCAGAAACCAAAUUAGACAAGAAGAAAUAUCCCUAUUGGCCUCACCAGCCAAUUGAGAACUUAUAAGUUUUGAGUCCCGUGGGACACUCUGCUCUGAC
Jaculus jaculus (lesser Egyptian jerboa) is the source of this 569-nucleotide messenger RNA. Its product is annotated as ATP synthase subunit d, mitochondrial-like. Bases 52 to 537 code for a protein of 161 amino acids. Gene Ontology annotation, molecular function: proton transmembrane transporter activity. Gene Ontology annotation, biological process: proton motive force-driven ATP synthesis. The record is from RefSeq and is a predicted model, not a curated record. The transcript has a single exon. Lineage: Eukaryota; Metazoa; Chordata; Mammalia; Rodentia; Dipodidae.